Messenger RNA from Manihot esculenta (cassava), 2132 nucleotides. RefSeq names its product protein NRT1/ PTR FAMILY 4.3. The coding region runs from base 175 to 2010 and encodes 611 amino acids. Gene Ontology annotation, biological process: transmembrane transport. Lineage: Eukaryota; Viridiplantae; Streptophyta; Magnoliopsida; Malpighiales; Euphorbiaceae. The transcript has 5 exons. The record is from RefSeq and is a predicted model, not a curated record. Gene Ontology annotation, cellular component: membrane. Gene Ontology annotation, molecular function: transmembrane transporter activity.
CAGUUUCAUUGCAAGAGAAUUGCUUUGCUUUAGCCUCUCCCACCUUAUAAAUUCAGGACUACCCACUACCCUCAAUUUCAGCAUAGAGUAAGACAACAACUAGUUUGGCAUUAAUUUCUUUCCAAGAUAAACAAAAAAUCUCUGUUCUCAUAGAGAGAGAGAAGAGGAGAAAGAAUGGAAAUGGAAGGCAGGAGGCACAGCAACAAAGGAGAGAGCAAGAGUAGUGUAGUUGUUGUUAAUGAUCAAGAAUCUACAAUUGAUUGGAGAGGGAGACCCUCCAAUCCUCACAAGCAUGGUGGUAUGAGAGCUGCAACAUUUGUUCUUGGGCUUCAAGCAUUUGAGAUAAUGGCAAUAGCAGCUGUAGGGAACAAUCUGAUAACAUAUGUGAUGAAUGAGAUGCACUUCUCUUUGUCAAAGUCUGCAAAUAUAGUGACAAACUUUGUUGGAACUGUCUUUAUCUUAGCCCUCCUUGGUGGCUACCUCUCAGACUCUUAUCUUGGUUGUUUCUGGACCAUGCUCAUCUUUGGCUUUGUGGAACUUUCUGGUUUCAUAUUGCUAUCAGUGCAAGCCCAUCUUCCACAGUUAAAGCCACCUCAGUGCAACAUUAAUGAAGAACAGUACUGUGUUGAAGCAAAAGGCUUUAAGGCUUUGAUCUUUUUUGUAGCACUAUACUUAGUGGCACUUGGAAGUGGAUGUGUUAAACCCAAUAUGAUUGCUCAUGGGGCUGACCAAUUCAAUCAAAAUAACCAAAAGCAAUCCAAGAAUCUUUCCACCUACUUCAAUGCUGCCUAUUUUGCUUUCUCAAUUGGUGAACUUAUUGCCCUUACUGUUCUUGUGUGGGUCCAAACACAUUCUGGCAUGGAUGUUGGCUUUGGAGUCUCUGCAGCUGCCAUGGCCAUGGGGCUCAUCAGCUUGGUUUCUGGCACUUUAUAUUACAGGAAUAAGCCCCCUCAAGGAAGCAUCUUCACCCCCAUUGCUCAAGUUUUUGUGGCUGCCUUCUCAAAGAGAAAACAAAUCUGUCCAUCUAAUCCAGACAUGUUAUAUGGAAGCCAAAAUAAUAAUAUAGUUGGCAUAUCUUCUGACUCUGGCAGACUUGUUCACACUCAAAGAUUGAGGUUCUUGGAUAAGGCCUGCAUAAAAGUUCAAGAUGGGACAAAUACAAUGGAGAGUCCAUGGAGAUUAUGCACUGUAACACAAGUGGAGCAAGUGAAGAUACUAAUAUCAGUUAUUCCAAUUUUUGCUUGCACUAUUGUUUUCAAUACUAUUUUAGCACAGCUCCAAACAUUUUCAGUCCAACAAGGGAGUUCAAUGGAUACCCAUCUCACAGAAUCAUUCAAAAUCCCACCAGCUUCUCUUCAAGCCAUCCCUUACAUUAUCCUUAUAAUUGUAGUCCCUCUCUAUGACACCUUCUUUGUCCCAUUUGCAAGAAAAUUCACUGGUCAUGAAUCUGGAAUAACCCCUUUGCAAAGAAUAGGUGCUGGGCUCUUUUUUGCUACUUUUUCAAUGGUUGCUGCUGCAAUCAUGGAGAAGAAGAGAAGGGAUGCAGCAGUAGAAUCUGAACAAAUAUUAUCAAUCUUUUGGAUCACUCCACAGUUCUUGAUCUUUGGAUUAUCAGAAAUGCUCACAGCAGUUGGUCUUGUUGAGUUCUUUUACAAGCAAUCUUUAAAAGGGAUGCAAGCAUUUCUAACUGCAAUCACUUAUUGUUCAUACUCAUUUGGAUUCUAUUUGAGCUCCUUGUUGGUGUCUUUAGUGAACAAGAUCACUUCAUCAGGUUCUGAAAACAAAGGUUGGCUCAGUGAGAACAAUCUCAACAAAGACAGGCUUGAUCUUUUCUAUUGGUUACUUGCUGUCCUUAGCUUUAUCAACUUCAUCAAUUAUCUAGUUUGUGCUAGAUGGUAUUCUUAUAAUCCAUCUUUAUCAAGCACACAGCAUGAGACACAUGGGGAAGACUACAUCAACCACUAUAGCUUCAAUGCUUCAAAAAACAUUGGAGAUGAAAGUAUACCUUAAAGAGAGAGAGAGAGAAUUGAUAGGAAAAAUUUAAUGCUUGCUUGAAAUUAUCUAUAUAUAGACUUGUAUUAUAAGUAAAAGAAUUAUGAAAAAUUAUAAAAUAAUUUAUCUAUCCUUUCUCU